AUGAUGGUCGUUACAAGUAAUACAAGAAUACUCGGAGUGUUUGCUUUGUGGAUCAUCUCUGUAAUCUCUCAGGCUUUCGGUGAAGCUGUGGUAGAGAUCGCCGUUAAAAGCUUCCAGAAUGGUCAUUAUGCUUAUAUGAAGGAGAGUACUGGGUUCUUGUUUCAUCAGCAAACUAAAGUCUGUUGUAACCCAACAGAGAGGUCCCCCAACUGUCACACUCCCUGUCCAAUACAGAUCAGCUUCUGUUUGAACUAUUAUCAACAAAAAUGUCAGUCUGAGAAAGUCACAUCGAAAAUAGUUCCCACCGAUCAUACUGUUACUUUCGGAGAUCACGUGGGUAACCUGACGAAUCCAGUCAAGUUAACUGUUCCCCAAUGGCUAUCCUUUACUUUUAAAGUGUACUGUAGUGAAUGUUCAUCGGGAUCAAACUGUGAAAUACCGUUCACCCCAAAUAACCACAAAAUAUGUAUCCCUGGAGGCAAGGGCAGAGUGUCUUGUGAAAAGGGGUAUCUUUAUUCUCGUAUCAGCAAGACAUGCACUAAUAUUGACGAGUGUCGCACUCUACACCCGUGUAAAAACGGCGGCAGCUGUGUUGAUAAUGGGGGCAGUUACAUCUGUGUAUGUGACGGAGACUGGACUGGUCAGAACUGUACCAAGGUCAGGAACAAAUGCCAAAGUACACCGUGCCAACAUGGCGGUACUUGUACAGAUAAUGUAGGAAGUUACACGUGUGUUUGUGCCCAGGGAUGGACAGGAAUUAACUGCGAAAAUGAUGUAAAUGAAUGUCUAUCAGGGCCAUGUGCGAACAAUGGCACAUGCAUCAAUCAUGACAUGGGGUAUUUAUGUAAUUGUACGGAGAGUUGGACAGGAUCAGAUUGUUCACAGGACUUGAAUGAAUGUCUUUCUAUACCUUGUCAACAUGGAGGAAUAUGUGAAAAUACCAAAGGUAGUUAUAUGUGUACAUGUACUACUGCAUGGGCAGGUCAGACAUGUGACGUUGACGUGGACGAAUGCAGAAACUCCCCUUGUCAGAACGAGGCAACCUGUGCAAAUAUUCCUGGUGGAUACCUCUGUAAUUGUACCGCGGGCUGGACGGGGGAAAACUGUUCACAGGAUAUUGAUGAAUGCAGCGAAGACCCUUGUCAGAACAACGGGACAUGCAUGAACAAAGACGGAGGGUUUCGUUGUAACUGUUCGGAAGGCAGGCAGGGAGUGACAUGCGGUGACGAUGUGGAUGAAUGUCAACAAAACCCCUGUUUUCACGGCGGACAAUGCUUUAACACUGUCGGCGGAUUCAUCUGUAACUGUUCUAAGAAUUGGGAGGGAGCGACGUGUUUCGAUGACGUCAAUGAGUGUCAAGCCAGUAAUCCAUGCUUGAAUGGGGCCUUGUGUCUAAAUAAUGAAGGAGGGUACCACUGUAACUGUUCAGAUGGAUACGUGGGAACUAACUGCUCUAUUGACGUAGAUGAAUGUUUAGGUUCGCCUUGCGGUUCUUAUGGUACAUGCACCAACACUAACGGUGGGUUUGUUUGCAACUGUGAUGUAGGCUGGACUGGACCAAGAUGUGAUGUAGAUUUAAAUGAAUGUGUCGUCAAUAGCGACAUCUGUUUAGGAAAUGGAACAUGUGAAAAUCUCCCUGGGGGAUUCAAAUGUCAUUGUUCUCCAGGAUGGGGAGGAAACAAUUGUGACACUGAUCUUAAUUUCUGUCACAUCCCAGAUUGGUGCAAUGCUGGUGACUGCAUUUUCGUUAACGACACAACCGUUUGCAGUUGUCCACCGACAUGGUCUGGUGACAGAUGUCAAAAUCGCACUUCGAGAUGUAUUGGCAGUCCUUGCCUUAAUAACGGAACCUGCCAAUAUAAAAAUAGCAGUGAUUUCUGCUUGUGUUCUGUAGGAUGGACUGGUUUAAAAUGUGAAGAAAACAUCGAUGAUUGCGCAUCUCGUCCCUGCAGUAAAAAUGGUAAAUGUUCUGAUAGAAUCUCUGGCUUCCUUUGCGUUUGUGACACUGGAUAUACAGGAACUACGUGUAAUGUCAAUAUCAACGAUUGUAUGGCCGACCCGUGUCAAAAUGGCGGGACAUGUCACGACCUGGUGGGCGGUUACCGGUGUGAGUGCAAGAGAAAUUACGUGGGAGCGUCUUGUGAACGAAUGACCAUGUCAUCAACAACUGCUACUGGUAACUCCUCUUUCAUAUCUACUCCAAUAACAGUGCCAACGUCAGAGGAACAUCGAACGUCUCCAUCAUACAUCGUGGUCAAAACCUCUGCUCCCGUGGAUUCUAGAACAUCACUCGAACCUUACACAAUGACUGAAUCGAAGACAUCGAUUACACAUACACCGACUGUUACCAAGUCACAGCCUAAAUCGACAAUUACCACGAAACACCACACAUCUACCGAACCAGCAAAAGGAUCGUCUUUCGAGCGGGCAACACAGGGACAAACAAGUUGGUUUGCUGACAACAAGUACAUCGUAAUCGCAGGGGCAAGUGGACUUAUAGCCGUAAUAUCUUUAACCGCUUUGGUAGUAGUGGUGUUGAAAAGGAAAAAAAGGAACUACGGUAGCAGACAAACGUCCAUUGAAUCUGACGGAAGCUUACGUUUUGACAACAAACUUUAUGGGUGUCAGUCGGAGGCGUUUGCUUAA
Molecule: messenger RNA, 2646 nt
Organism: Ylistrum balloti
Lineage: Eukaryota; Metazoa; Mollusca; Bivalvia; Pectinida; Pectinidae
Product: fibropellin-1-like
Exons: 8
Coding region: 1-2646 (881 amino acids)
Biological process (GO): heterophilic cell-cell adhesion; establishment or maintenance of epithelial cell apical/basal polarity
Cellular component (GO): plasma membrane; protein-containing complex
Molecular function (GO): calcium ion binding
Source: RefSeq, a predicted model, not a curated record